UCAAGAACAAAGGGAAGAAAAAUUUCACCUUCCGACGGCCCAGUUUGGGCUUCGGUUGCUAUCUUCGCGAGUCAGAAUACCAUAAGUUGGACGGUUGGUAGAGCGUCAGUUAUGGACCUGGACUAGUUAAACAGAUUUGGCUGGGCACGAUGUUUCCACGAACGUAGUGAAAUGAUGAUCAGGUCACAUCGAUGUGCGAUUAGCCAGGAAUGUGAGGCGUGACUUGAGCAUGCUGUGAUGAAGGAAAGAUCUAUGGAAGUGCUAUACUGAAUUGGGAACGACAAUCAUACAUAUUGAUACAUAUGUGGGCAACGGAAGACGAGACUGUGGUAGUAUGUACCAACUCCGACAGGCGAGAGGAUUACGCACGAAUAGAACAAGACAUCGCCUCCCAUGCCCAGCUGAUAGUUCUGGACAGCGGAAGCAGCCUACCUCUUGAACGAUGAACCGCACAGCAAGAGAAGUCCAUCGGGAUUCGAGAAGUCUGAAUUGUGAACCCUGAGCACAAUGGCAGAUGCUAGCCGAGAUAAGUACACAGCGGAAGACCGGAUUUGGGUCAGCUCGUGUAAUUGUAGUGAGAACGACGGGCAAGAACCAAGUAACCGGGAGUAGUGAUCGGCGAACAGUCGGCCGAUCUUUCCAAACUAGGCAAACGCUUUGAUUUCUAACACGCACAAACAACCUCUCUCCCCAACCGCCAUGGCCAACACUACCGUCCGAGGCGCAUUCGCCAUCCACGGCAAGAAUCCUCAGCAUCUAGUUGAAGCCGUUAUUCGCAACCGUGUCUAUGAGUCUACCUACUGGAAAGAACACUGUUUCGCCCUUACAGCUGAAACCCUCAUAGACAAGGCCAUCGAGCUCAAAGCUAUUGGUGGUGUCUAUGGCAACCAGAAACCAACAGAGUUCAUGUGUCUCCUCUUGAAACUCCUUCAAAUUCAGCCAGAAAAGGAGAUUCUAUUGGAGUACCUGCAAGCAGACGAAUUCAAAUAUCUACGUGCACUGGCUGCCAUGUACAUACGAAUGACCUUUCGAGCGGCAGAGGUGUAUGAGAUACUCGAACCAUUGCUCAAAGAUUACCGCAAAAUCCGAAAGCGAGACAUGAGUGGCUUUACACUAACGUUCAUGGAUGAGUUCGUCGACGAGCUUUUGAAUGAAGAGCGGGCGUGCGACAUCAUCCUGCCACGUAUUACUAAGCGGGACGUCCUCGAAGAUACAGGUGAGAUAGGUCCUAGGAAGAGUCGACUUCUUGACGCCAUGGAGGGCAAAGAAGAGAGUGACAGGAGCCGUAGCCCCAGCAGAAGCCCCAGUCGAAGUCGAGGCCCAAGCCCAAGUCGAAGUGAUGUAACCGACGAAAGUAUUGGCAGAGGCCGAAGUCGUUCUCGAAGCGUCGUCUCAGAUAUGGGCUCUCGGUAUGUUUCGCGCAGUCGCUCACGGUCCCUUGCUGGAUCCCCAUAUCGGUCUCGCAGUCGGAGUAUUUCACCAGACAGAGUCAACGGCGUUAGUAAUAGUAAUGUACCAUCACCUUAUCGUUCUCGUUCUCGUAGUAUCUCGCCUGAUCGUAUGGAGACGACAACACACUGAGGCAUUAGAGGAGUGAUGUACUGUAUUAUACACGAGCACAAAUGCGACUAUUUUUGCUGCUCAAUACCCUGCUCCUUGUACAUAAGGAAUUGCUUUGACAAUUCUUUCCAUCGGUCUUCGACUACUGGCAUCUUGCUGAGAGCUUCUGGUGAAAGGUAGCCCCGGUUUUUCCAUGAAGUAUACCAAA
Messenger RNA from Somion occarium, 1768 nucleotides. The record is from the annotation of a GenBank genome assembly. Lineage: Eukaryota; Fungi; Basidiomycota; Agaricomycetes; Polyporales; Cerrenaceae.